This is a messenger RNA of Puntigrus tetrazona (Sumatra barb), 4096 nucleotides long. RefSeq names its product vasohibin 2 (gene vash2). Lineage: Eukaryota; Metazoa; Chordata; Actinopteri; Cypriniformes; Cyprinidae. Gene Ontology annotation, biological process: regulation of angiogenesis. Gene Ontology annotation, cellular component: cytoplasm. The record is from RefSeq and is a predicted model, not a curated record. The transcript is spliced from 7 exons. Bases 481 to 1593 code for a protein of 370 amino acids.
CGCUAGAGUGAGUGACCAUUUGUUGAGACCGCCAGUGAAAGCGGUUACACGCCUACUCGGAAAAACAGAUCAUUCAUUAAUACUCUACAGUCAGAUGUUAAAUUAUUCUACCGUGGAUUAUUUAACCCGCGAUCCCUCCGCAAGAAUCGGACGCCUCCUCAGUGUUUUAGCGAAAGGAUGAAGUAGUUUCUGUGGCACAACUACAGAAUGCGGUUUACUGGGAACAUAUAUGACCAUUUCUGAUCUGAAGCACACUAAGCCACAGUUUGCUACAGAAAUGGUAUCGCUGACUGUUUUUCUGCCUCUGGAUCUUCUUCAAACCACCCGAUUUUCUUACACUUGAGCAGCACCGAGUGGUUUUGGCACAUUAGUAUGCAUGCUCGAGGUGCAACAUGUCUUUGUGCAUGAAUGCAGGGCAGUCAUAACUGAUCUGGGGGAAAAAACAAGGGGACACUCCCCCCUUCGGAAGACUUUUGAACAAUGACCGGACCAAGCGCCACCAGCAGCGGCUCAACGGCCAAGAUCAGCAGACACGGUCGGUCCAAGAGCACCAGUACCUACUGUCACACUACGGGUCUGGCGGCUGAAUCCUCCUCAUCCACUGCCGCAAACAACACCGGCAGAUCUUCCGGUGAGGAAGAGGAGAAAGACGGCGGGGUCCCGUUUUUCGUGAACAGGACGGGCUUUCCCAUAGACACUGUCACCUGGGAGAGAAUGUGGUCCCAUGUCACCAAAGUUCAUCCCGAUGGACAGGAGAUGGUGGACAGAAUACGAAAUGCAACACACCUCCCUAAACACCCCGUGCCAUCAGUUCCAAACUUUAAGCCAUCGAUGUCUGUGCCUGAUUGGCUCCAUGCCGUCCAGAACUACAUGAGAAACUUGCAAUACAACCAUACGGGAACGCAGUUCUUUGAGAUUAAGAAAACCAGACCUCUGAGUGGGUUGAUGGAGACCGCCAGAGAGAUGAUACGAGAAUCACUUCCCAUCAAAUGCCUUGAAGCAGUUAUCCUUGGAAUCUACCUAACCAAUGGUCUGACCUCCGUGGAACGGUUCCCCAUCAGCUUUAAGACCCAGUUUUCCGGCCACCACUUCCAUCAUGUGGUGCUGGGCGUUUACUGUAACGGCCGAUAUGGCACUCUGGGUAUGAGUCGACGUACUGACCUCAUGGACAGAUCUCUGAGCUUCCGUACGCUCAGCGAGUUGGUGUUCGACUUUGAGGACUCAUACCGCCGCUACCAGCACACCAUGAAGAAGAUCAAAAUCGGCCUGUACGUGCCCCAUAAUCCACAUGUUUUCCAACCUAUUGAGUGGAACUAUCUGGUGAUCAACGCCUGCAAGCAGGGCCGUGAGGACAUGCGCAAAGAGCUGGAGAAGCAUGGCCGUGACAUGAGGAUGAAGAUCCUCAAGUCAUCCAGUGCUCAGUCUCCAAUCAAAGAACGCACUCGAGGCAAGUCUUUAUCACCUCGUCGCCGAUCAGGCAGCAGUCCCCAAAGACGCCAACAUGCCCACAGAAGAGACAAAUCGCCAGCAGCACUGGACAGAAAGCCGGCAGAGCUCAGCACCCUCAGCGAUGGCUACCAGAUCCGCAUCUGAGACACUAGACGUACCAGCUUUAUCCUCCACAUGUCCUUCCCUCAACACUAUUUAAUGCACAUCGUCAACUGUACAGCAUAUUUAACAUAUUUACAGUUGUGCUUUUGUGUUAGAGGGAAAUUGGGUGCCCUUUUUAAAGUCAAAAACAAAAGUUUUUAACAGAAUAUGAUACUCCUUUAUCAGCCAUAAUUUUUUUUUUUUUUUAAAUGGUAAGUUUAAGAAUGAAGGAUGUCAGUUUUGCUUUUUAAAAGUUUUUUUUUUUACUCUAGUAAUUGUCAAGCAUUUUAAAUAUUCGAGCAAAUAUGGAAAAUGUGGGGAAAAGGCUCUAUUUUUGGACAGAAUCUCAGUGCCUCGUGUCGUGGUGCUGCUGUAGUUAUGGAGGCUGACUGGCCUGGAGGAGAGAGGACACUAGCUUUUUUUCCAGAGGCGUAAGGACACAAGGGACCUAAGCUUCAGAGAGCUACUCAUUCUGCCCAAAAGAACCACAUUCAAUCCACUUUUCUUCGUUUUUUUGUUACCUGCAUACAUGACAUGGAUGGAAUGGACAUGAUUUAUCCACCAAGGUUUGACGUUACCUUACAUUUUGAAGGCUUUGUACUGUUUUUAUUUUCUGCAGUUGUAGAACAGUAGUUACAUUUUUUUAUUUAUUGAUUUUUCUCGUUUUUACUUUUUUGUUUAGACAAUACAGUAUUGUAUUUUUUUUUUUUUUUUUUUAAAUCUCUCGGAGGUGUGAAAGUUGAUGUGCUAUUGAUUGACCCAUCCGUAAUUUUUCACUCAUUUAUUCUGAAAAUAUAACCGGUUUAUUUAAAUUUUUUGUAACGGCGGAGAUGUAAGCUUAGCUAAUUUACAAAAGCAAAUUUACUUACAUUCUCUGCGAUAAUAAAAUAGAAAUAAAUACUUAAAAAAGAGAUCAAUUAGAGAAGAAGAUAUGCUAUUAUUUCAUAUUUUCCCUCAAUAUUUUCCCCCAUUUUGUGACAUGGCCAAAUUACAGGUCAUCACAGGCCAUCUUUGACCCAAGGGUCCUGGUUUGGGCAUCUCUGUCCUAAAGGGACAUGGUGAUAAAAAAAAAAAAAAUCUAGGUUUGUAUUUUCAAAACACAAGAGGAACUUUGCAUGGGAGCAAAAGCAUUGAAAUAUUUCAUAUAAAAAUAUAAGUUUCUUGAAACUGCAGCAGUUUUGUGAAGGCACCCAAAAGCAUUGAAAUGAUUUUUUUCAUCUUGUCUUAUGUUUUUCUAUCACCAGGCCCCCUUAUAGGACCCCGUAUGUUCUAACUAUAGGAUCGCCAAUACAAUCAUUCGAGUACACGCAAAAUAUCAUCUCUUUAUCAACAGCAUAUCACUUGAAUUUUCUCACCUCGUGAGAAUAAGCUAUGCACAUGGAGAAGGUCUGUGGAAUCCGUCCUUUUCGACAGCAGACUUGACUUUAAAAUUGUAGCAAUGACUUUGUUAGCAAUUCUUCAAGGUUGUACGAGCGGUUCCUCUCUGAGCGAUGUUUUUUUUUUUUUGGGGUGCUGAUGACUAAACUACCACAUUAUAGCUCAUUCUGCCUUGUAAUUGGUACCAGCUUUCUAUCUAAAGCUACUGAACCACACAAGUGCCAGACGAUUGAGUACGUCCAAUUCGUCCUUAGAGCUGAGGGUUUCAGUCGCACGAAGAAGAAAGAUCAUGCGUUUCAGUGACAAAUCUAAUGCGGCGUGUUGAAUUGCUCAGGCUCUUUAUGGGAGAGAAGUGGUCUGCGGCCAAUUUGGCAUGCGAAGAACAAUACAUUGUUACAGAUUUCUAUCAUUUAUAACUUGUUAGGUAACUAAUCGGAUGUGCGAGAUUGCGAGUGAAUUUUUUAUGGCAGACAACGACCAGGUGUUAGUUUAAAAAUGGCUUUCUGGUUUUAAGAAAGUGCAACGAUCUCCCUCAAAGGUGCUAAGAUGAGACAUUUCACAUAUUGUUAUUAAAUUACGUUAUUUUAGACUCUUUUUAUGAUAAAGAGCACAUUAGCCUGACGUUUUAGUAGCACAAUGAUUAGGAACUGAAUUACAAGAUACACGUUUAAUGGUAUGUGUUAGCCUACCAAAAAAAAAACGAGCGAACUGGAAAUAUAAUGAGAUUAUAGACGCUUUUGUGGAAUUUUUGUUUCCAUGUCUAAUACGGGCUUGUCUGAAAAUACAAUCAAUUUUGAUGAAUGAGAAGUAAUCAGAAUUUUAAGGGAAAUGUUUUUCUCUCACUAAGAAUGUUAACGAUGUGACUUUGUUACGAAGACCUCAACUCAAACCUGUCCUCGGUUUUCGGUUCGUAUUUUUUUUUUGUAUCAUAAAUGUAUCGCCUAAAUAAGGACUUUGUAAAAUUCAAAUACACACAUUUUUCCUAAGCCUUACCGCAGCUUGCACCGUCAGUCCUCUUUUCUGUCAUGAAUUCGUGUCUGGGUCGCCUCAGUUGCUCCACAAGGAAACGUUAAUGUAAUUUGUUAAUCCCUCUGUAGCAUGUUUUAAUAAAACUAUUUUUUUCUGUAAA